AUGGAACGUGCUAACGAUGAAAAGAUUGAUUAUUCAGACGUUCGUUCGCUCAAUCGAUCCUCAACACCUUCCGAUAUCGAGCAAUUGAAAACUCUUGACGAAGCCGAUCGACGUCGAAAAAAGAUGGCUCGAAGAAACUUGUUGACUAUCCUUCUCCUCUCUGUAUUCGCAAUCGGGGCCUUCUGCGCUACCACAAACAAUAUUGCUCGUGGCAAUGUUCCCGCGGAUGAAUUAUCGAAAUUCCAAUCGCUCCUCGAUUCAAUUGACCCGACUCACCUCCACGACGUACUACACUCGCAUUUGAAGGAGAAAUUUAAGCAUGGAGUUUUUGAGGAAGAUAAGAAAGCUCUAGAAGCUGUGCAUCAAGAGGAUAGGGAGGCUGCUACUAGCCUGGUGGAAUUGGCCAAAAGACAAAACAAUGGCACGACUACUGCUCCACCACCACCACCAUCGACUAGCACAACUGUAGUGGUCCCAACAACAACAUCGCCAGCAAGUACAGUUACUAGUACUUCAACGGCGCCAGCUCCUGUGGUGCCCUCGACGUCGACGAGCAAUCCACCUCCAGCUCCAUCUCCUUCCACGUCGACAGUUGCACCGUCGCCAUCAACCAGCACCCCUCAAGCUCCAGCAAGCACGACGACAACCACGCCACUCGCCCCAGCUACUUCUUCCACUCCUUCUCCUCCGUCUACUCCGUCUAACAGCCCAGAUACGACGCUGACGACGACUCAAUCGCCAUCUCAGCAAGCUCCGACUACCACGACGAUCGUAAAUCCGGCUCCAUCAAGCUCGGCCCAAUCCGCCCCGGUACAAAAUCCACAGAGCUCUCAGGGAUCUCCUUCGUCCGCCUCUAAUUCUCAAGGCCCUGCCAACUCUCCUACGUCUCGAGCCUCUUCUCCUACUACUUCUCAGGGUCCUGUCACCUCUUCUACUUUUCUGGCUCCUUCCCCUACAUCUGGAGAGACACAAGUAUCAACCUCUGUUGAGAGAUCCUCCUCUUCACUGGUAGUGUCUUCUCCGGCUUCUUCCCUUAUGUCUCAGCAGACACGAGAAUCUACCUCCGCCGAGGGCCCAUCCUCUUCCCAGGCCGGGUCCUCUACUCGGGCAGGAUCUACCUCUCAGAGACCUCAAGCUUCGUCAGAUACUGUUAGUUCUCGUCCUAACAGUCCUACAGACUCGUCUUCCAACAAUCAAUCACCAACCCCAACUCCAACUGGUGGAAAUAGCAACCCAACCGAGACCCCUAACGAGGCUGAGCCUUCAGUUACUCAACAAGUCGUUUACAAAACCACACUUCCCAAUGGUGCGGUGACCACCGUUACUUCGAUCACGGUCGUUCCAGCUGCGGGAGAAGUCACCGGUGCAAAUGGUGCCACCAGAACUAGCGUCGGCAAUGCGGGUCUUCAGACCGGUGCUGCAACCAGAGAGCGUUCUGGCAUUAAUGUUGCUCUUUUAGGAGCGCUGGGGAUCGCAGCGGCAGCUGCGUUAUAA
Messenger RNA from Glarea lozoyensis ATCC 20868, 1494 nucleotides. RefSeq lists its product as uncharacterized. The coding region runs from base 1 to 1494 and encodes 497 amino acids. The transcript is spliced from 2 exons. The record is from RefSeq and is a predicted model, not a curated record. Lineage: Eukaryota; Fungi; Ascomycota; Leotiomycetes; Helotiales; Helotiaceae.